Aspergillus japonicus CBS 114.51 is the source of this 760-nucleotide messenger RNA. RefSeq lists its product as uncharacterized. The record is from RefSeq and is a predicted model, not a curated record. The transcript is spliced from 2 exons. NCBI's taxonomy places the organism in Eukaryota, Fungi, Ascomycota, Eurotiomycetes, Eurotiales, Aspergillaceae. The coding region runs from base 125 to 616 and encodes 163 amino acids.
UCGAAUUCAGCAGCAGACUCAUCCGGUGCAACAAGGGGAGGUGUAGGAGAGGUUGCCUGCGGUCAGAUUCCACCCUCAGACGCGCACACCGCAUGCCUGGUAUGUAUCUUACAGCAGCUCGGGUAUGGCUGUGACCGAUUGCGGACGAGCACAAACGCCACGCCCUGGUUGGUGGCUAAAGACACGCACUCCCAGGCGCCUCCGCAAGGCGCGAUCCGAAGAUCCACAUGCUUCUGGAACGGAGCGUUUGGCCCAAUCAUUGUGGAGAAACGGUAUCACGGUGAUGUCGUCGAUUCACAGGCGUCACAGCCGCUGCCCCCAGGUUAUGCGGGGCCGCGCUUCCGGAAUCCGGACGCUUUCAUAUUUAGUACAGAGCACAGUGGCACACAGAGUACGGUACCUACUUGCUGUACUGCCCGGAAGGCAGUCAGGCAGGUACUGUACUGCGUGGCUGUCUCAGAAUCUCCGUCAGAGGCCAGGCAAUCAGGUUAGAAAUGUGCUGAAUAGCAGGUUGAUCUCAUUCAUUCAUUGGUCAACUCGUCGAGGCUCCUCUUAUCAGGCACCAGAUAUCAUCAUCUACGCCUAUUCACAGACCUCUUCUCAGCCCUUCCAAUGAAGAGAGAGCGCGCAGCCUGGGGCGGGCCUUGGGCGAUCUGAAAGUAUCCCCGAGGUUUUCCCCCUCUGCCCACCCCCGGAUACCUCAUUCUCUGACUACUUGGUCGCACCAUUUGGCUUCUCCUCCCGGACCUGCCUCGGGGAA